ACUCUCCGCGCGAAUCACCCUGUCGAGCACCGAAGAUCACCUUCGCGAUUAGAACGCGCUGCUUCGAUUAUCGUGCCGCGGUGUUAUCGUGGCGGAUAACGUUGUAACACGAGCCGCAUCAAACAAAGCGUCUCGUUGCGAUCGGUACGCGAGUCGCGUGCAUGCCGAUUGACGACGGGGCGCAAGGGUGUAGGGGCCCUUUCGUGCACGCGUGUGCGUGGCGCGUUAAGGAAAUAUCGGGGCGUAUACGCAGUGAACGCGGUACGUGCUCGACUGGCCGCGCAGACAUCGCUCGUUCCUCGUCCACGUGUUGCUACCACGACAAAGGACCUGCGCGUGUUGCGAAGCGUUUUACAGCGACCUGGCGCAGGGGGCACAUUCCUGUACCGUUGCCUUCUUCCACUCGGGAACGAGAGAUCCAGUUACUCGUAGGUGGAACGCAAUAGUUUCGCAUUUCCUACUUGGCAGUGCCAACCAUGGGCGGGCUAUGGGAUUCUCCCCUCGUUUGCCGUGGCGAGAUCAACAAUUCCUCGUGCAGUAAUUCUUCUCGGCCGAGCCGCAUGCCACCAAUGUUAAGUGGACGAUUUUUAUGGUAUCUGACGUCCCUCGAAACGAUGAACCUUAACGGACGCAGCCCAGGCUCCGUGCUGUUCGCUGGCGAUCGACGGUCGAUUUUCCGAAAUUGGGGGAAAAAGCUAAUGAAAUUGCGAUUAAAGUUUAUCAGUGCUAAGCAAACGUGUUUUUCACGUUCUCCCCGUCGAUCUCGCGUGCAUCGCAUGCAGAGGAGUGCGCAUUAAAACUCGGACCGGCGGUACGACGCGUUAAUUAAAAGCAGGCGUUGUCUCGGAAUUUUGAGCGCGGCCCAGAUGUUGGAGCCCGAUAGGAACGAGAUUAAUAAUAACUUGGGCGAAGUCUCGAAAUUCUUCGUAACACGAGAGUACAAUAUCGUGCCCCUUUUGACGUGGCGUAUUACCAGUUACGUCGAUAAUUAUCGAAUUGAGUGAAAGUUCCUCGGGCGAGUUUUAAUCGAAUAAUGGAUCUGUAACGUUUUCCGCCCGCGUGCGUGCUGUGCCGUAUUGGUAUAACACGAACUUGGGGAGAAAUCCGAAAUACGAGGUAACAGAGUAUCGACACUUGGCUCACGGGAAAGAAAGCAACGCGCGCGAGCGCGAAACGUGCCACGUGCGUGAAACCUGAAUUAUCUCCGCGCGCUUUUAAUCCUCCGUACCGUCCGCUUUUAUUUGCCGGCGCGAUUUCGCGGGUACGCGCGAAAAUGUCACGGCCGCAUAGCCCGAAUAUCUUCGGUAUCGAUAAACAAAGCGGGCCGUCCCGGCUCCCGCAGGACUCACUCAUUAAUUUGCUUUAAUGCACCGCAGCGUCGUGUGAUCCCGUGGGGGCUUAUUAUCAAUUAAAUUACCGAACGCGCCGUAAUUCAAGCGGACAACAAUUAGCGAAUGCGCCAUCACUUUUCCCUCGGCCCGCGUAAGAUAUUCACGUCGUAAGGAAGCCAGGCGUGGCUCUCUCUCACUUAAUUAUUGUAUAGAGAAUAAUCUUGCCCCGCGUGUAAUAAAUAUUCAAUUUUUGUUAUAAAUACUUCGCAUAAACCAUCUAACGAUCUAGAUCU
This is a messenger RNA of Vollenhovia emeryi, 1624 nucleotides long. RefSeq lists its product as uncharacterized. Lineage: Eukaryota; Metazoa; Arthropoda; Insecta; Hymenoptera; Formicidae. The record is from RefSeq and is a predicted model, not a curated record. The transcript has 2 exons. Bases 477 to 797 code for a protein of 106 amino acids.